Molecule: messenger RNA, 315 nt
Organism: Macrosiphum euphorbiae (potato aphid)
Lineage: Eukaryota; Metazoa; Arthropoda; Insecta; Hemiptera; Aphididae
Source: the annotation of a GenBank genome assembly
AUGGAUUAUAACUAUUACAUGAAUGCUUUGAAAGUUAUAGCAGUGGCAGAAUCGUUUGGAUAUUUAAAUCCUCCUAGAAGAGAUAGAGAAUUUUGGAUUCAUCCUUUUAAUAAAAGUAGAGAGGAAAAAGCACGCUUCAUUAAUUUUUAUGCAGACAUCAGACAAUACCCACUCAAAUUUUUUGAGUACUAUAGAAUGUCGAUAACUUCAUUCGAUGAACUUUUGGAACAGGUGCGUCCACAUAUUACGAAAAAAGUUACAACAUUCCGAUAUCCAGUUUCAGCGGAGGAAAGACUGACUCUUACAAUAAGGUAA